Molecule: messenger RNA, 2702 nt
Organism: Calidris pugnax (ruff)
Lineage: Eukaryota; Metazoa; Chordata; Aves; Charadriiformes; Scolopacidae
Gene: ASB13
Product: ankyrin repeat and SOCS box containing 13
Exons: 6
Coding region: 1946-2611 (221 amino acids)
Biological process (GO): intracellular signal transduction; positive regulation of protein catabolic process; protein ubiquitination
Molecular function (GO): protein binding
Source: RefSeq, a predicted model, not a curated record
AAACACAGCCUACGUACGCCGGAUGGCAUAGGACCCGCGGGCUCCCUCCCCUUUUCCUGCCCAUCUGUGAAUCACGGGGACAGCAGAUGACACAGAAAUAGGUGGAAACCCUGAGUUUCUCCUAUUUCCUUAUAAUAUGGCGUGGCUUGGUUUUCCUUUGGCUUCCUAAAGGAAUGAGGCUUGUGAUUGUACAAUUUCUGGCUGGCUGGCUGGCCCUUCAAUUAACUUUUGAAGCCAUUAGCCAGUUUCAGCCCAAUUUGACAGCAAGCUAGUGGUUUCACAGACUCCUUUCUCUGAUUUUCUAGAAAAUCAGAGGACACUCUGAUUUUCUGCUGGAGGACACUCUUCCUCUCCUGCUCAUGAGAACAUCUAAAGGGUGAACUGUCCCCUUAGCUGCUACGGAGAGAGUCCAGAUGGGAAGAAGUCACCAGUGGAUCAAGGUGCUGCUUCCAGGAAUGAAGCAGAGCAGGACUGUCCCUGACUGAUGUUUUUUGUACAAGUCUACACCAAGAAAUUGCCUAGUUUUGACCAGAAAUGAGCCUGAACCAGAAGCCUCCUUAGAUGCAGCAUCAUCAAGCCAAUCUGGAGGGCCACACAGGCCCCAGCAUCUGUUGUUUGAGGAACUUCUCAUAUGUGGUGGUAAAAUAUUAAGUUCAGAGCCAUUUGGCUUGGGAGGUGUUGGCUCAGGACCUUACUGAAAGAGACAGAGGGGAAAGAGAACUUAUGGGGCUUGCUUGACCUCUUAAUAGCCCAUUAUAUUGGGUUAUUCUUGCUGGUAUGCCCAUUAAAAAACGCAAAGCUCUUUUUAAAGUUGUCACAAUCAGAGAAUGAAAAGUUUAUGUAAAGACUUCUGGGCACCUGAGAAGGGGUGGGAGCAGGCAGAUAUCUCAGAAGUGGCUGCUGCCUCCACAAACAUUGAGCCUUUCUGGUUUAAUCCGGGUAGACAGAAAGAGGUUCAUCCCCACUAAUGUCUGAUCUACUCACUUUUCUGUAAAGGAGCAUCAAAACAAAUAGCAAAGAAGAGCAUGAAAUGCAAAGUCAGGAACUUCCUGACCCGAAGGUCUACCAUAUUCUACAACAAUGUCACAAGGUGUAUGUCAUCCCCCAUAAAGCUCUCUUGCCACAUCCUAAAAAAACACAGAAUCACAGAAUGAUAUGGGGUUGGAAGGGACCUCUGGAGAUCAUCUAGAUCAACCCUCUGCCAAAGCAGGGUCACCCAGAGCAGGUCCCACAGGAACGUGUCCAGGUGGGUUUUGAAUGUCUCCAGAGAAGGAGACUCCACCACCUCUCUGGGCAGCCUGUUCCAGGGCUCUGUCACCCUCAAAGCAAAACUCAGGAUCUUAAAGCAAAAAUUUUGCCCUGUCUUUCAACAAUCGGGGAAGGUCUUAAAAACUAUCACAGCAAGUACCAUCUCCAGCUCUAUACAAAUGCAGGAAUGACAUGUGUGUGGUUUCUCUAAGAAAGUGUAAAGUCUCUCAUCUGCUUUCCAAGUCUGUGGGUGAGAGGCAGAUUGAGGUUAGCUGCAGAGGAUUAUUCCUCCCAGAGAAAAAGCUGAUUGAGUCUUCUCCCUCAAAAUCUUCUUUCUUAUCUUUGCAGCAUAUGCUUAUCUAGAGAGGCCAGCACAUUUUUUUAGCCUACUGAUCUGUUAACAGUCUUCUGUCUCUUUCAGGAAAUCCUGAGCAAUUCUCAGCUUCACGACAUGUCGAUUAGUGAUGUGCUUCUUCUUGAGUUUCUUAGAAAAAUGCGGCGUAUUUUCACCUCUGGUAUUUCCUCACGGUGUAUUCGUGCAGUGUACACCUCCUGCUAAGCCCAAUUAAGAUUUCCAGUUCCACAUUUCACAGAAUCACAGGAUCACAGAAUGAUUUGGGGUUGGAAGGAACCUCUGGAGAUCAUCUAGUCCAACUCCCCUGCCAGAGCAGGUCCACCCAGAGCAGGUUGCACAGGAAUGUGUCCAGGCUUCUGGGCCGAUCGAACCCCGGUUCACGAGGCAGCCAGGCGGGGGGAGAUCCUGCAGCUGCAGCAGCUGAUAGAGAGCGGAGCCUGCGUCAACGCCGUCACCUACGACUCCAUCACCCCCUUGCACGAGGCCAGCCUGCGAGGACAAACGCAGUGUGUCAAGCUCCUGCUGGCUGCAGGAGCCCAGCCCUUUUCUAAAGGUAGCUCGGAGUGCGUGCAACUCCUCAUCGACGUCGGCGCCAACCUGGAGGCUCACGACUGUCAUUUCGGGACGCCCCUCCACGUGGCCUGUGCCAGGGAGCAUCUGGACUGUGCGAAGUUGCUGCUCAAGGCAGGGGCAAAUGUGAACGCUGCUAAACUUCACGAGACGGCCCUCCACCACGCAGCCAAAGUGAAAAACGUAGACCUGGUGGAGAUGCUGAUUGAAUUUGGAGGAAACAUUUACGCCAGGGACAACCGGGGAAAGAAGCCAUCGGAUUACACCUGGAGCAGCAGUCCCACCGCGAAGUGCUUCGAGUACUACGAAAAGACCCCCUUGAGUUUGUCGCAGCUCUGCCGCGUUACGGUGAGGAAAGCUGCCGGGCAACGAGCGCUGGAGAAGAUCGCCAAGCUUGAUAUUCCUCCACGAUUAAUCCAGUACCUGUCCUACAACUGACAGGGGCGAAGGUGACCGGAAAGGACGAUACCUUUAGCUCCCACAGUACGAAGUAUCUUGUCUCUUUCUCUUCUACCUCCCCCCCCCCCCC